Molecule: messenger RNA, 1167 nt
Organism: Hevea brasiliensis (rubber tree)
Lineage: Eukaryota; Viridiplantae; Streptophyta; Magnoliopsida; Malpighiales; Euphorbiaceae
Exons: 6
Coding region: 1-1167 (388 amino acids)
Source: RefSeq, a predicted model, not a curated record
AUGCUAAAUCGUGUUAACUUGGGCUUUUAUCGGUCGACGAUUGCCGCUGGAACAGAACUUGAGAAACCUGAAUCUGUUCCUACAGGAUUGAAGUCGGAGUCCAUUAGGAAAUUGGCUGGGCGUGAUGUGGCUUCUGGAAAAGAUGGAUUACCAUGUGGCUCAACAUCAUUCAGUUGCUUUUCACGGGAUGCUACUUCUAAUACCAAAGGUGAAGUAGAUGGUAAUUCUAGUAUCAAAGGGGAGACUGACCAAGAGUCUGUUGGAGACCUCGAGUAUAAUGGAUCCUUCACACAAUUGGAUGAUCAUGGUUAUUUUCAAGCACAUGGAUCUCAUAUGGUAUGUUCUUCUGACGUAUACUUUCAUUUCUAUUUGCAAAAAUUAGGCAAAACUAUGUCUAGUUCUGCUUGGCUGAUAAGGGUAGUUUUGUAUAAUUGUGUCUUGUUGAUAAUUGAUACUAGUGUAUCGGUUGAUCACAUCAGGGAUGCAAUCAGACAAUGGAUCACUAGUCUAUUAUUUACCUGCUAUAAUCCAUAUGCUUCUGGGGCAGUGGUUGGGGUAGAUGGGCAAAGUGUUGGUCAACAAGCAUAUUUUUCUUCACCUGGAUACCUUCCACAUCCUGUUUUCUAUGGAUUAGAAGCCAUGCCUCGCUAUUCAUGGGAUUCAGCAUAUUUUAGUGAUGUCUCAAAUGGCAAUACUGGUUCUCAAAAUGGAAAAUAUGGAUCAGCUUCCACUUUUGCCAAGUCCAGUGGUUUUAACUCUAUGAAGUCUAAUGACAAUACCGCUGGCAAAUCCUCUAAGUCUACAAAUACACAAGCAAUCAGACCUUUAAACAAGGUGUCUGCAUUGGGUUCUGAUUUCUCAGCAGGUCUCUCGAAAGGAUACCAUCCUGUAGGAAAUUUGCCUCCUUUUUCUAUCCAAAAACAUGGUCCAUUCCCGCAUAAUUGUCUUAUGAACUAUAGACAGAACGGAAGGAUAUGGAAUGGAAAUGAUAGAAAUAAAUCUGGAGACAGAUUCUAUAAAAACAGUGAUUUUGAAACCUCAAAUGAACUAACUUCUGGUCCUAGGGGCUCUAACAAAUUUCCUUCUCUGGAGACUGUUGUCAAGGAAGACUUGGGAAUCACUGUACAAAGGGAUCAGUAUAACAAACCAGAUUUUGAAACUAAGUAG